Messenger RNA from Plasmodium gonderi, 2436 nucleotides. RefSeq names its product rhoptry-associated leucine zipper-like protein 1. The record is from RefSeq and is a predicted model, not a curated record. NCBI's taxonomy places the organism in Eukaryota, Apicomplexa, Aconoidasida, Haemosporida, Plasmodiidae. Bases 1 to 2436 code for a protein of 811 amino acids. The transcript has a single exon.
AUGAAGAACGUAAGUAUCACAAGAAUCAUCCUUUUUGGCUUUUUUUUCAUAAACUUAGAUACCUGUGUUGUAUCAUCUGAAUGCACACAUAAGUUAAAGGGGAGUAAUGGAAAAAAUAUAUCGGUAGGAAGGAAUGCACAAGGUGAUCCAUCUAGCGAUGAUACUGUUGUAACUUGUUCUGCUGUAAAUGGGGAAAAGCAGAUGAAGUGGAAAGAUAAAGAAAAUGUGAAUGGAAAUCAAAUCAAUCAAAAUGGAAAUGGGAUGAAAGAAAAAAUGGCAGCAACAGGAGAGGAGGAAGAGUUGAACGAGGAAGGAAUGGCAGAAGAAGGAGAAGAUGUAGGUUUGGAAUCUGAGGACGUGGAUGAAACAGCAGAUGUGGAAGCAACAGAUGUGGAAGAAGCAGCAGAUUUAGAAGCAGCAGAUUUAGAAGCGGCAGAUUUAGAAGCAGCAGAGGUGGAGGAAGCAAAUGCCGAGGCAGCAAAUGCGAAUGAUGCGACUGCCUUGGAGAAGAACCAUUUGAAAGAAACAAAACAAAAAAAAUUGGACACAAACUCAUGGGGUGGGGUUCCUGUGCAAACGGGUUCUACAUCUAUCAAAAAGAAGAUGAACACACAAGCCCAGAAUGCUGGACACGGAAAAUCGGUUCACAUUUCUAGUGAAUCUGAAAAGAAAAAUAAACAAAACAGUUAUAAUACAAAAAGGACAGUGGAGAGAAAAGAGAAACAUAACACGACUACUGAAAGUGCAAAUAUGAAUGUGGUUGGAAAUGGUGAGAAUACAAAUGUACAAAUGAAGAAGAAGAAGAAAAAAAAAAAAAAGAAAAGAAAAGAAAAAUUACUCAGAGAUGAAAAUGAAAUAUUGUAUGAAGAAAAAAAACAAAAAAUAUUACUGAUCCAUGUUCUAAAAAAUAUUAAAGAAUUGUUGGAUAGACAAAAAGUAAAUUUUAAUAAUUUCCUUUCUUUCUUGAGUGAAAAUUAUGCAAGUUAUGAAAAAUUCCAUUCUUUUAAAAAAAAUAUGAACAAUGCAAAGAAUGCGAGUGAAAAGGAAGAAAAUGCAUUAACAGGUCAUUCCUUUCUAAAUUUGCAUCAGGACAGUAAUACCAGAUGUAUGAAGCAGAAAAAUGAUACUGGUAUUUUCCAAAACAGUAUGAAUCAGAGAAACAAAUAUGCUGCUAUGAAAAGGUAUAUGGCGAAAAUGAAUUCAGGUGUGAAAGGAUGUAGCUAUGGAAACGUGAACGAUGAUAAGAGUGAAAAUUCGAAAGACAGGAAUCAUGGAACUAAUAAUAAUAAACCAGAGAAAAAGAAUUCUGAUGAUGAUGAUGAUGAUGAAUACGACAUAGAGAAAGACGAAGAUAAUGUUGAGGAGCACGGAGAGGAAGAGGAAGGAACCUCGAGUGGAGAAAACAAACCUGGUAGCAACAGUGAUACAACACCCAGUAGCAACAGUGACGCAACACCUAGUAGCAACAGUGAUACAACACCCAGUAACAACAGUGACGCAACACCCAGUAACAACAGUGACGAAACGAAUAAAUCUACAGAUCAGAUAGAAAAGAUAAGAGAACUGCUAGAGAAUCUCCUAAAGUCCAAUGAUAUCUCUGAUAAGCAAAAGGAAUACCUGAGGGUGAUUUUGAAAGUGCUUGAACUAGAGAACGAUCUAUUCGAAAAAGAAAAGUUACAAGUGGAGUUAAACAAAAAUAUAAUCGAUGUUCUGUUGGGAAAGUCAAAUGAAUUGAGAAACAUAGCUGUGCAUUUAAGUAAAGAAAAUGGAGAAGGGGAAAGUUCACAAAGGGUAGAUCUUGCACAAAACAUCGUAUCAAAUCUGUUAAACUUUUCAGUAGAAUUAAAAAAUACAGGAAAUAUCGUGUAUAAUAAUAUACAGGGACAAGGAGAGCUUCUUCAGACGAUUGAGAAAAACAUAAACAAAGCAGAGGAUGAGUUGAAGAGUGUUCGUGUUCAUACAGAGUACAAGGGAACCAAGGAAAAUCCAAGUCCGGGGCCAAAUCCUGGGCCAACCCCGGGACCCAACCCAGAACCCAAUCCAGAACCAGGUGUAGAUCCAACUGAUAAUAAUAACAAUAAUGAUAAUAAUAGCAAUAAUGAUAAUAAUAGCAAUAAUGAUAAUAAUAAUGACAACGGAUUUGAGCACACCGAUACCAAUUAUGAAAGCAUUGGAAAUGAGGAAUUUCUGCGAUACUGCAAUUCUGAUGAAACGUUUGCAAAUUCAACAUGUCCAUUCAGUGCUUCUACAAAAAAUAGUCGCCUUGGAAAUAAAGUGCCCACGGAUAGAGGUAUUAUUCACAAAAUUCAAAAUGAAAGAGGAACUUACAAAAAAUUCAAGUUAAACGAAUCGAUGAAAAAUCACUUUUUCAACAUUUUUGUUAAGGAUGCAGUUACGCUGAAGAAGUUGUACAAGUUGUUGUAUGACAUGUUCUAG